Tarenaya hassleriana is the source of this 1634-nucleotide messenger RNA. Its product is annotated as serine carboxypeptidase-like 42. The record is from RefSeq and is a predicted model, not a curated record. The coding region runs from base 54 to 1478 and encodes 474 amino acids. Gene Ontology annotation, molecular function: serine-type carboxypeptidase activity. Gene Ontology annotation, biological process: proteolysis. The transcript has 10 exons. NCBI's taxonomy places the organism in Eukaryota, Viridiplantae, Streptophyta, Magnoliopsida, Brassicales, Cleomaceae.
AACCCAGUGGAAGAUAAAAAAAAAAAGGUUAGAAGAAGAAGAGGAGUGAGAAAAUGGAUAGGUUCUUCCACUGGUUCUUGGUGGUGGUGUUGAAGGUGUGGUCGUGGGGGUAUUAUGGUAAUUUCGCAGAGGCAUACCCAGAAGAAGAUCUGGUGGUGAAAUUGCCCGGACAGCCAGAUGUCCAGUUCAGACAAUUCGCCGGGUAUGUCGACGUCGAUUUGAAAUCUGGUCGAAGCCUGUUCUAUUACUUCGUCGAAGCCGAGAAAAAACCCGACGAAAAACCCUUAUCCCUUUGGCUCAACGGAGGACCAGGCUGUUCAUCGAUCGGUGGAGGAGCAUUUACUGAGCUUGGUCCAUUUUACCCCACAGGCGAUGGCCGUGGCCUUCGCAGAAAUUCCAUGUCUUGGAACAAAGCCUCGAAUUUGUUGUUUGUGGAAUCGCCUGCCGGAGUUGGAUGGUCUUACUCCAACAAGACCUCCGAUUACACCACCGGCGACGCCACUACCGCAAAGGAUAUGCUUGUGUUCUUGCUGAGAUGGUUCAAGAAGUUUCCCGAGUUCAAAUCCCGCGAUCUCUUUCUCACCGGAGAAAGCUAUGCAGGACAUUAUAUUCCUCAGCUGGCUGAAGUGAUACUGAACUACAAUGCUCGCUCCACGGGGUUCAAGUUCAAUGUCAAAGGCAUCGCGAUCGGGAAUCCGCUUCUGAAGCUUGACAGAGACGUUCCAGCUAUAUACGAGUUCUUUUGGUCACACGGGAUGAUCUCUGAUGAACUCGGCCUCACUAUCAUGACCCGAUGCGACUUUGAGGAUUACACAUUCGCCAGUCCCCAUAACGAGAGCAAGAGCUGCAAUGACGCUCUAAGCGAAGUUGAAAGCAUCGUCUCUGAUCACGUAAACUACUACGAUGUUCUCCUCGAUGUCUGCUACCCUUCUAUAGUGGAGCAAGAGCUUAGGCUCAAGAAAAUGGCUACUAAGAUGAGUUUGGGAGUUGACGUGUGUAUGACUUACGAAAGACGGUUCUAUUUCAAUCUUCCCGAGGUUCAAGCCGCUCUUCACGCUAACCGGACUCGUCUGCCUUACCCAUGGUCCAUGUGCAGCCGGCACUUGAAUUACAGCGAUACCGACGGGAAUCUAAACAUGCUCCCGAUUCUCAAGAGGAUUUUACAGAACAAAAUCCGUGUUUGGAUCUUCAGUGGCGACCAAGAUUCCGUAGUUCCGCUUCUCGGCUCAAGAACACUCGUACGCGAACUAGCUCACGAGCUCGGCUUCAAGAUCACGGUACCGUACGGAGCUUGGUUUCACAGAGGCCAGGUGGGUGGAUGGGCGACAGAGUACGGGAAUAUACUGACGUUCGCAACCGUAAGGGGGGCUGCUCAUAUGGUGCCGUAUGCGCAGCCUUCGAGAGCUCUGCAUCUGUUCAGUAACUUCGUGAGCGGCCGGCGAUUGCCCAACACAACUCGUCAUUCCGUUGAUGGCUAACGAAGAAGAAAGUCUGUUUUUUUUUUUUUUCCUUUCCUUGAGAUUGUUGGUUCGUUAGGGCAACGGCAUUAAAAAGGUCGGAAAAUGAUGUGUGUUAUUCGAAUUGUGUUGGUUUACCGAUUUGGUUAAUAAUCGAAUAAUUGAACCGAUUCUUAA